AUGGGCCCGAUUUUCAUCCUCAUCGCCUCAGUCGCCGUCCUGGUGCCCAUGCUCUACAUGUAUACUGUCGGUAUCGUCCACGCACGCUUCCCCAAGCUGCACAACAAGCGCAUCUGCCUGCUGAUUGCGCACCCGGACGAUGAAGCCAUGUUCUUCGCGCCCACCGUUCUGGCCCUCACGCGCCCCGAAACCGGCAACCACGUCAAGAUUUUGUGUCUCAGCUCCGGCAACGCCGAAGGGCUCGGCGAGACGAGAAAGAAGGAGCUCGUCAAGAGCGGCAUGACCCUUGGCCUUCGCGACGAGGAAGACGUGUUUGUCGUCGAUAACCCCGCCGACUUUCCCGACUCCAUGACUGCGACCUGGGACGAGUCCAAGAUUGCGGGCCUUCUCAUGAGCGCCUUCGCGCCCAACCUGCACAAGCAAAAGGCCGCCGACCAGCAGCCGGCCGCCAACAUUGACGUGCUCAUCACCUUUGACGCCGGCGGCGUCUCCGCCCACCCCAACCACAGCUCGCUCUUCCACGGCGCGCGCCGCUUCAUCGCCGCGCUGCUGCGCGGGCCCGGCGGCGCUGGCUGGGCCGCCCCCGUCGACCUCUACACGCUCCGCUCCGUCCACGUCGCCCGCAAGUUCACCUCGGUCCUGGACGUGCUCCCUACCCUCGCCGCCUGGGCCGCCACGUCGGCGCGCAACCCCGACAAGGCGCACCCGCCCGCCCUCGUCUUCCUCAGCGGCCUGGUGGGCGACGGCGCUCUGCCGACGGCCUGGAGCGCCAUGACGUCGGCGCACAAGAGCCAGAUGGUCUGGUUCCGCUGGCUGUAUAUUACCUUUAGUCGCUACAUGCUCAUCAAUGACCUGCAGUUGGAAAAGGUCAAGGCGUGA
Cordyceps militaris CM01 is the source of this 879-nucleotide messenger RNA. RefSeq names its product N-acetylglucosaminyl phosphatidylinositol deacetylase. Gene Ontology annotation, biological process: GPI anchor biosynthetic process. Gene Ontology annotation, cellular component: endoplasmic reticulum. Gene Ontology annotation, molecular function: N-acetylglucosaminylphosphatidylinositol deacetylase activity. NCBI's taxonomy places the organism in Eukaryota, Fungi, Ascomycota, Sordariomycetes, Hypocreales, Cordycipitaceae. The transcript has 3 exons. The record is from RefSeq and is a predicted model, not a curated record. Bases 1 to 879 code for a protein of 292 amino acids.